Messenger RNA from Ectocarpus siliculosus, 3518 nucleotides. Lineage: Eukaryota; Phaeophyceae; Ectocarpales; Ectocarpaceae. The record is from the annotation of a GenBank genome assembly.
AUGAAGCAUGUGGGAACGUCGAAGCGACAAACUCACACUCUGAUAACGUUUUGCGAAACGGUAGACUUGCGUCGAAUCUCCUGGGCCCUCAGCCGUUUGCCCUUGCCUUCCCAACCGCGUUGGACAGUGUCGAUGUGCGACGGCGGGAUUGUCGGGAUCCAGACGAGCGACGUAUGCUGCUCCGCAAGCUGCGGGUCUUGCGGAGGCACCGGGUGCUCUGGCAGGGACGGUGGCUCAGGUGCCUGCUGUGGUGGCGGAGUCAGGGCCUCCGGUCGCUACUGCUCUGUUACGGGAGAAGCACCUUGCAUGACCGUUCCGAUGUGCGACGGAGGUAUCGUCGGCAUCCAGGCGAGCGACGUAUGCUGCUCGGCAAGCUGUGGGUCUUGCGCAGGCACCGGGUGCUCUGGUAGGGACGGUGGCUCAGGUGCCUGCUGUGGUGGCGGAGUCCAGGCCUCCGGUCGCUACUGCUCUGUUACGGGAGAAGCACCUUGCAUGACCGGCCCGGCCCCUACUCCGGAGCCCACGCCGGCCCCUACGCCGCCCCCUACCGUUGAAGUUCCGAUGUGCGACGGAGGAAUUGUCGGCAUCCAGACGAGCGACGUAUGCUGCUCCGCAAGCUGUGGGUCUUGCGGAGGUACCGGGUGCUCUAGCAGGGACGGUGGCUCAGGUGCCUGCUGUGGUGGCGGAGUCAGGGCCUCCGGUCGCUACUGCUCUGUUACGGGAGAAGCACCUUGCAUGACCGGCGCGGCCCCUACCCCUGAACCAACGCCGGCCCCUACGCCGCCCCCUACUGUUGAAGUUCCUAUGUGCGACGGCGGGAUUGUCGGCAUUCAGACGAGCGACGUAUGCUGCUCCACAAGCUGCGGGUCUUGCGGAGGUACCGGGUGCUCCGGCAGGGACGGUGGCUCAGGUGCCUGCUGUGGUGGCGGAGUCAGGGCCUCCGGUCGCUACUGCUCUGUUACGGGAGAAGCGCCCUGCAUGACCGUCCCGAAGUGCGACGGCGGAAUUGUCGGCAUCCAGGCGAGCGAUGUAUGCUGCUCCUUGAGCUGUGAAUCUUGCGGAGGUUCCGGGUGCAGUGGCAGGGACGGUGGCGAAGACGAGUGCUGUGGUGGCGGAGUGAGGGCGUCCGGUCGCGAUUGCUCUGUUACGGGAGAAGCGCCUUGCAUCGUGACGAGUCCGGAACCUUCGACGCCGGCCCCCACGCCAGCCCCUACACGUGCAGCGGGGACGUGCGAUGGCGGAAUUGUCGGCGUCCAGGCUAGUGAUGUUUGCUGCGCCUUGAGCUGUGGUUCUUGCGGAGGUGACGGGUGCAGUGACAGGGACGGUGGAGAAGACAACUGCUGUGGUGUCGAAAUCAGGACGGCUAAUCUCGAUUGCUCUGUUACGGGAGAAGCCCCGUGCAUCGUGACGAGUCCGGAACCUUCAACGCCGGCCCCCGCUACGCCGGCCCCCGCUACGCCGGCCCCCACGCCGGCCCCGUCACGUGCAGCGGGGACGUGCGAGGGCGGAAUUGUCGGUGUCCAGGCUAGUAAUGUUUGCUGCGCCUUGAGCUGCGGUUCUUGCGGAGGUGACGGGUGCAGUGACAGGGACGGUGGAGAAGACAACUGCUGUGGUGUCGAAAUCAGGACCGCUAAUCUCGAUUGCUCUGUUACGGGAGAAGCGCCUUGCAUCGUGACGAGUCCGGAACCUUCAACGCCGGCCCCUGCUACGCCGGCCCCCGCUACGCCGUCCCCUGCUACCCCGGCCCCCGCUACGCCGUCCCCUGCUACGCCGGCCCCCCGCUACGACGGCCCCCACGCCGGCUCCUUCACGUGCAGCGGGGACGUGCGAGGGCGGAAUUGUCGGUGUCCAGGCUAGUAAUGUUUGCUGCGCCUUGAGCUGUGGUUCUUGCGGAGGUGACGGGUGCAGUGACAGGGACGGUGGAGAAGACAACUGCUGUGGUGUCGAAAUCAGGACGGCUAAUCUCGAUUGCUCUGUUACGGGAGAAGCCCCGUGCAUCGUGACGAGUCCGGAACCUUCAACGCCGGCCCCUGCUACGCCGGCCCCCGCUACGCCGUCCCCUGCUACGCCGUCCCCUGCUACGCCGGCCCCCGGUACGCCGUCCCCUGCUACGCCGGCCCCCGCUACGCCGGCCCCCGCUACGCCGGCCCCCACGCCGGCUCCUUCACGUGCAGCGGGGACGUGCGAGGGCGGAAUUGUCGGUGUCCAGGCUAGUAAUGUUUGCUGCGCCUUGAGCUGUGGUUCUUGCGGAGGUGACGGGUGCAGUGACAGGGACGGUGGAGAAGACAACUGCUGUGGUGUCGAAAUCAGGACCGCUAAUCUCGAUUGCUCUGAUACGGGAGAAGCGCCUUGCAUCGUGACGAGCCCCGCCCCUACCCCGGCCCCUUCGACUACGGUCACCACGACGGCCCCUCCGACCACGGUCACCACGACGGCCCCUCCUACGAUGGUCACCACGACCGCUCCUCCUACGACGGUCACCACGACGGCCCCUCCUACGAUGGUCACCACGACCGCCCCUCCUACGCCGGCCCCUGUUGGUGGUCGUGGGGGUCGUUGAGGCACUACGCCGGCCCCUACGGUUUAACAUAAUUGAAGUCAUACGGUCAGUAGUGGUGCUCGGUUACGGCCUUAGGCCAUUCAGUACAGGUUCCUGGGGUCAACUAUUCCUAAACCAUUCUCCACUUACAACCUCCCCCCGGCGGAUACUCCUGGGCCAUUGAAAAGGGAUAAGUUGUUCAACCGUUUUUGGAGGUUGUGCUCUGCGCAUAGGCGGGUUAUCGAGCAGGGUUGGUUGUGUUGAUUCAAGGUGUACCCUCUCUUGGAGGUUGCGAACGAUGUACGGCCGGAUGUUGCCAAAAGCAUUAGUCGUUGGGGUUAUAUCUCGCAUCAUACGUUAUAAGACCAGGUAACAUGUUAGUGACUUUGAUAGGAUGAGUCGAUUCGGUUGUCCCUUUGGGUGUUUUAGUCCUGUCGUUUCCCAGCUUCAUUCCAGGUUUUGACAUAUCUAAAUUAGUCGUAUCACUUACCCCAGUACGUCAAAAGAGUUACUUGUUGAUGGCUGGAGACUCUCAAUGUGGCAGAGACGAAUGAUUAUUUGUCAACCUUGUGUUGAGUACGUUGAGUACAAUAUACGCACGAGACGUCUGUAGUCGGAUCUGGGCCAAGGCUUCUUGUCAUCCGCUUGUUUUGACAAACUGCAACCCAAGUGUUGCCGUCGAUAUCUCUGUGCUUGCAUGGUGCAGGCCUCAUCCGGCCACUUUGUCCUCCUUCUGGUCUAACCGACAUAAUAACUAAUUUUAUUUUUUUCUCUGGGUACUCGGUAUAAGACGCGGCCGGCUUAAUCUCUCACGGAGGUAGAUAACCACGAGCAGUGUAUGCCGUGUCGCAACCCACCAAGCGGCGAAUCGCCGUCCUUCGAGGACAUGUUGUGUCCGACUGAAAACUCCACGUGACUCUUUUCGGCUCGCUCAGCAAGUCGACCGUACGGUUUUACUAUCGCCAAACAUACCUAACUU